Ambispora gerdemannii is the source of this 2655-nucleotide messenger RNA. NCBI's taxonomy places the organism in Eukaryota, Fungi, Glomeromycota, Glomeromycetes, Archaeosporales, Ambisporaceae. The record is from the annotation of a GenBank genome assembly.
AUGGCGACCUCGCACACAUUUCCGCCUGAAGAGACUCUUCCUCAUCCACCCAUAAAUUUCGCUAAGCAAGCUGUAAUUUAUAACAAGAAAGGAACUAAAUGCAUGAACAUUGUUAAAGAACCUUCCCCGACGAAUCAAUCACCAAUAUCCUCACCCCCAGGUCAAGACUUCGAUGCGUUAGCCUCGUCACACCAAGCUCAAAAUGGUAUUCAGGCUUUAAACAAUUCGUCAAAUAAUUAUACCAUUGAAUUGGAAUUACCUAACGAAAUUGAUGAAGAUUUAGACGAGUUUUAUUCAGACGAUGAUGGUUAUGAUCCUGAAGCUCCCGAAAUUCCUAUUCCACAUGGUAUCUGGAAUACCAAUAAUAGUGAAGAACGUCAACGGAUACGUGAAUUUUGGUUGCAGUUAGGGGAAGAAGAAAGGCGAAGUCUGUUAAAAGUAGAAAAGGAAAUGGUUCUAAAAAAAAUGAAAGAACAACAAAAGUCUCCAUGUUCUUGUUCCGGUUGUGGCAAGAAGAGAACCGCUAUUGAGGAAGAGCUCGAGAUCCUUUAUGAUGCAUAUUACGAAGAACUAGAACGAUAUGCAAAUCAACAAGAACAACAGAAUGGUCUUGGCAAUUCAAUGUCAUCCAUGGGUAGUGAAAAUGGUAGUGAUACAAGGAGAGAAUUAUUUCAAUUUGGAAAUAGUUUGACUGUUAAAGGCGGUAUUUUAACUGUAGCUGAUGACCUACUAAAAAAUGAUGGCAAAAAGUUUCUCGAAAUGAUGGAAACUCUUGCCGAAAAACGAAUGCAGCGGGAAGAAGAGGACAAUAUGACAGAUGAACAACGUAUGAAGGAGAGCAAGCAAAUGUUCCAGAUAUUCGCCGCGAAAAUGUUUGAGCAGCGGGUACUAAAUGCAUAUAAAGAAAAGGUUGCGCAAGAACGGCAAAAAAAAUUCUUGGAAGAAUUAGAGGAAGAAAAUCGAUUAAAAGAAGAACGUGAACAGAAAAAGUUAAAAGAGAAGGAAAAAAAGAAUGCAAAGAAGCGUGCUCAAAAACAACAAAAAGAGGAAGAGCGUGCUCGAAAAGAAGCUGAAAGGCUCGCAGAGGAAGCUGCCUUAAAGGCAGAGCGUGAGCGAAAAGCAGAAGAAGAGCGUAAACGUCGAGAAGAAGAACGCUUACGCAAAGAAGCAGAAAGACGUGCUAAAGAGGAAGAGAGACUAAAAAAAGAGGAGGAAAAACGUCGAAAAGCUCGUGAGGAAAAAGAGAGAGAGGAGCGGCGUCGAAAAGAGCAAGAAGCAAAAGAGCGUAAAGAACGAGAGGAGAGAGAGCGUAAAGAAAGAGAAGAACGUGCUCGAAGAGAACAGGAAGCUAAAGAGCGUAAGGAACGUGAAGAACGUGAAAGAAAAGAACGACAAGAGAAAGAAAGGAAAAUAAGGGAAGAGAAAGAGCGUAAGGAACGUGAAGAGCGUGAGAGAAGGGAACGUGAAGAAAGAAUACGUAAAGAGACACCAAUUGGUCAGCCACCAUUACAGCAGCAACAGCAGCCACAGCAACCACCUCAAUCACAGCCACCUUCAUCGUCCUCAAAUCAAAUAGGUGUUCAAGCAAAAGCUGUUGGUCAAAUGUCAAACGGGGGAGCAAUAAAUUGGAUGAGUUAUCCAACUCACGAAGCCCCUCAACAACUUCCCGUUAAUCAGCCACCACCACCCCCUCAUCUUCCUCCUUCACAUCAACCCCCUCAUCAUUUAUUUGGAACAGCUGGUGCUCCACAACCACCUCCGUUUGGUACACAAGGACUAAGUGGCCUAAAUGGUCAUACUAGUAUUCCCAAUGACAUUAUAAAUGAUAUCUACACGAACAAUAAAAAAAUAAUAAAUACUCCUCCUCUUCCACCACAACCUCAAACGAACACUAUUCCCGGUAUAAAUCCUCAAUCUUCUUUAUUUGCUACAGGGUUGGGGCCAAUUGGCAUGGUGCCACAACAGCAUCAUGGUCCACCAGUGAUCCAUCCGCAUCAUCAGCAAAUGAGACAAAAUAUACCACCACCACCUCGUGGCUAUAAUCCUAUAACUGCAAAUCCACAUUUACCUGUUCCUCCUCCAUCAUCUGUUACUUCUUCAAAUUUAUCUAUUCUUAAUGAUUCAGUAAUUGGUGGUGGUAAUACUGGUGGUGGCAGUGCUAAUAUUAAUGCAGGUGUGCCAUCAACAUUAGGGAGUAAUCAACCUACCGGAUUUGGUGGUGGUUUGCCUUUAGGUGGCGGAGGACAAGGACCAUUGGGUACACAAACAUUUAACCUAGGUACUCAAGUGAUUGGACAACCAUCGACAAAUAAUGUUCCAAAUUCUCCUUUACCUCCGAUCGGUCAUUCUCGUCGUCUCUCGACACAUCAUGAUGAUUCGCAUGUCAUUCAACCACCAAAUAGUGCGAAUUCAAAAACCAUACAACGACCCGCACCUAUUCAAAGGCCACGAAGGGGAUCCGCUUCUAAUGCUUCGCAACCCAUGGAAAUGCGUACAAGAUCACCACCUCCAGGAUUUGGAGUUGGAUCAAGUGUGCUACGUGGAGAUGAAGUACCUUUAUCGAUGGCAAGUCGACGACAAAGUCUCGCAACUCCUCUAGAAACAGCAACCUCGUAUUUCUCAAAUUCUCUGUUUUCGACAUUACCAGGUGGUUAG